Messenger RNA from Aphanomyces astaci, 1350 nucleotides. RefSeq lists its product as hypothetical. Bases 8 to 949 code for a protein of 313 amino acids. The transcript is spliced from 9 exons. The record is from RefSeq and is a predicted model, not a curated record. Lineage: Eukaryota; Oomycota; Saprolegniomycetes; Saprolegniales; Verrucalvaceae.
CGUCAAAAUGUUCCGUCACUUGGUCCGCACUGUCGCGUUGCCGCUGUCUGGCGCAGUGCUCGCCGCGUCGUCCUUUUCCCAUAACAAGGGAACCGCACACCGCGUGCCGUCGAAGACAGAUGGGGCUAGAGUAUUCAGCUGGGGAUCCAACGGAUUUGGGCAAUUGGGUCAAGGCCACGAAGUGGACCUGUCGACGCCGACGCCCAUCAAGAUCGACCGUGCGGCACAAUCCGUCGCGUGUGGUGGAAACUCAUCGGCCAUCGUCACGACGGAAGGGCACGUGUAUACGUUUGGUGCAGGAGGAAGCGCCCGCCUCGGCCACGGAGAUGCCAUCGAUACCCCGAACGUGUCGACCCCGCAACUCCUUGAAGUGCCCGACUUGGUCUUCCAAAAGGUUGCUAUUGGUGAGUAUCACAUGGCAGCGUUAACAGCAGACUAUCGGCUGUUCACGUGGGGGCGUCACAACAGUCCGCAGUUGGGCCACGCGAAUGUCGCGCGUGGAUUUCCCAACGAAGUAGCUGAAUUGCGAGGCAACGUCCAAGAUAUCGCGUGUGGCCGCCAGCACUCGGUCGCAAUCACGACCGACGGAAAGUUAUAUGUAUGGGGACUGGGACACGAAGGAGCGUUGGGGCAUGGAGACAAGGCGAAUGUAGAUCGACCUAAGCUUGUGGCUGCGUUGGCUAAGGAAUCAAUCGUUCAAGCAGCUUGUGGACGAGAAUACACAUUGGCGUUGACAAAAGAGGGUGUCGUGUAUGCUUGGGGUGCCAACGACUAUGGACAAUUGGGGGUUGCAGGGUCGAUGCGAUACCAGCGAACGCCGUUACCUGUAACAUCGUUGGAUGGGUUGGACGUCGUCCAAGUGGCCGCGGGGGAGUACCACAGUGCGGCGCUGACCGCGUCAGGUUCGAAUAUUUCACGAAUAGACUGGAGAUCUCCCCCUGGACUUUGAUGGGUGUCUUUAUAUCAUGUUUGACAGGCCAAGUGUACACGUGGGGACUGGGCAAAGACGGCCAGUUGGGGCUCGGCACGAACGAUGAUCGAAACAUUCCGCGAAAGCUCUCGGAGCUCGACGGCCUCCACAUCGUCCAAGUCGCUUGUGGUGGGGGGCACACUGUGUGCGUAUCUGCGGACGGCAAUUUGUGGGUGUUUGGACGCGGUCGCAGCGGGCAGUUGGGAAGAGGCGACCAGUUGGAAAGCAUCGCCGCGUACCGCAACACCCCCGUGCAAGUGCAGGUCUGUCACACAAAUACGAUAUUGCUUUAUGGAACCUGCAUCAAAUUAUAUAUAUAUUGGAGACAACCGAUAAUAUGCAAGGGAAUGAAAGAAUUGAAAUAAUAUAUAUAUAUAUAU